Molecule: messenger RNA, 622 nt
Organism: Owenia fusiformis
Lineage: Eukaryota; Metazoa; Annelida; Polychaeta; Sabellida; Oweniidae
Source: the annotation of a GenBank genome assembly
AAGCAUUUUCCCUCUUCGACAAGGAUGGUGAUGGCACAAUCACAACCAAGGAGUUGGGAACUGUCAUGAGAUCAUUGGGACAGAACCCCACAGAGGCUGAGCUUCAGAACAUGAUCGACAAGGUUGAUGCUGAUGGUAAUGGUACAAUAGACUUUCCAGAGUUUAUAACAAUGAUGGCUCGUAAAAUGAAAGACACUGAUAGUGAGGAAGAAAUUAAAGAAGCAUUCCGUGUGUUUGACAAAGAUGGCAAUGGCUUUAUCAGUGCUGCUGAAUUACGGCAUGUAAUGACAAAUCAUGGUGAAAAACUUACAGAUGAAGAGGUAGAUGAGAUGAUCAAAGAUGCAGAUAUUGAUGGAGAUGGUCAAGUGAAUUAUGAAGAAUUUGUUAAAAUGAUGAUGUCUAAGACGUAAACCCCUACAGUUACAAGUUACAGCAACUGAACUCAUCGACGGACAUUAAACUCCAAAUAUAUGUCUCCAUUCAAUCAUCUCACAGGUCAUCCGUAUUUCACUGUUGUUUUUGUGUAAAGUGUUAUUAGUACGUCAGUCAUGACCACUGAGUCUCGCGUGUCUUGAGUUUAAUCUAAAUAUAUUUAAAUUGCAACAACUUCAUUGUAUAAAAG